This is a messenger RNA of Nematocida homosporus, 1932 nucleotides long. RefSeq lists its product as uncharacterized. Bases 1 to 1932 code for a protein of 643 amino acids. The record is from RefSeq and is a predicted model, not a curated record. The transcript has a single exon. Lineage: Eukaryota; Fungi; Microsporidia.
AUGAUAGUCCAGAUAAGAAACAAGUUGUUAGAUAGGUAUAUAUGGUUUAUUGGUGUGUUGAUGUUGGUCGGAGCCACGUGGUGUUUCAAUCAAGACGAGCUGGUGAACGGAUCAGUGGAAAACCCAACCCAGUCAGAGCCUGAUGAAAGUGAGCAGGUGUCAACUGGGUAUGCUACUAUAGCCCAAGACGAGUUGAGAAGAGACUGGGAAGCUUGUCAACUACUCCCAAUUGUUGAAGGAGCACUUCAAAGAUCAACCCAAUCUUGGUCACCAAUGCCGCGUGUGGCCAUAGAGUGCAUUUGGAUCGCGCCUGAAUGCUUCCGGUACACCCACCCCAUGGGAACUUAUCAAAUUUGUGUUGCUGAAAUAAAGGUAUCGCACCGAUUGGCUGACAAAGUUGAGGUCAAGGACUGCUAUCUGAUCCGGGUGCUGGUAAAGGGCGAUUUGUCGCGCCCAUCUCAUUCCAUCCACCGCGAAUUUAUUAAGCAAAUAAACGAGAUCACAACCACAUACCAAACCAGAACAAUUCAUUUUCUGUUUGAGUGGUGUAAUGAGAGGAUAAAAGAUCAGCCGUCGUAUGAGUAUUUGGAUAUAAAAUGGUAUAACCAACAGCUGGCCAAGGCCCGAGUUGAUUUAGACCGAUCUUUUGCUCUGUUGAUAAGCCCGCGGUUCUAUACUGACAACUGUCGUGAGUUUGAUGAUAAAGCGAAGUUUUACCAAAAUAUGAUGGGGGGUAAAUGUAACCCAAUCUGGGGAGUGUUUAUAUUAAUCGAAACGAUUGUCUGUACGAAUAACUGCCAGGACAUCGAACUUUCUGCGCUCGGUAUGAUGAUACAGAAGAAGUAUAUUCGGGUUUUUAGUAUUGUGAUAGAAAACAUAAAUGUUCAAACGGUGUGCCUGACAUUACCUUUUCUCCCACGACAGGACGGCGCUAGGUACUGGCGUACGUUGGAGCGGCUGACUCUUUAUAUGCCACAUGCUAAGUUAAAUGAGCUUUCUUUAUCUAGUCAAUUGGUUGUUCAUACCAUUGAGCUGAGAACAUUGAGCUGGGCAGACGGGCUAUAUAAUGCUGUUGGCUUGAAUAAGCAGUCGGUGUUUUUGAGGAUGUUGGAAGUUGUUAUCAAUCUUGAUGAUAGCACAAAUGAUCCAGCCAACAUGGUCAUGGUCCGUCUGAUGUUAAAGGAUUGGCAUAUUCAUAUGAUACAGGUUUUGCCUCUAUCUAAUAACAAUCCCAAUACUAACCCUAACUUCUGCGAUCGUAUAAUUUGCUCACAGCUUGUGCGCCUAAUAACAGCCAUCAGGUUUGUUAAGGGCCAGAUUGUAGAGAGUGCCUCAGUUGGCCAGGAAGACUUUACCUCGCGACUCAUCAAUAGCAAUGUUGACUGGUCGAAAAAUGAAGAAAUAUACAACAAUCGCGGUUUGAGAUGCCAUAUCGAUAAAGCCGACAUGCUAGUGUACUGUAUUAUGCGACUGACGGUGUGUUUUACCGCCUUUCUCGAUGAUUUUUAUGAUCCGAACAGAACCUUGCCCGCAGUGGCUGGCUAUGAGCAACAACGGCAAGAUUUAUCUGAUGCCGAAGCAGUUAUGGUUGUGGUAGUAGAGUCUUUUAUUAACCGCUUCUCUUCUUUAAAGCUGCCUUGGGAUAUUCUUGAAUACAGUUUCCAAAAAGUCUUUAACGUCGGCCGACUCUGUAAGCAACUGUAUACAAGCUCGAAUGAUUAUGCAGCUUUGCCUCUUCUUACCGAAACCAUCUCUCUGGCCUCUCUAGCGGCCACUGUUGCUUAUACUCUUAUGCUUCAAAGUGCAACGGGCGGCGGUAUGAUUGUUUUAGGCGCGUAUAAAACACAACUGCAAAACUAUAAAACACAAUUGCAAGAUCUCUUGACACCAUCUGAAAACAACACUUUAGAUCAGCAAUCCAACCUAAUCUAA